Messenger RNA from Podarcis raffonei (Aeolian wall lizard), 2649 nucleotides. It is a transcript of the gene SHISA5, whose product is annotated as shisa family member 5. The record is from RefSeq and is a predicted model, not a curated record. Gene Ontology annotation, biological process: positive regulation of canonical NF-kappaB signal transduction. Gene Ontology annotation, cellular component: endoplasmic reticulum. The transcript is spliced from 6 exons. The coding region runs from base 115 to 813 and encodes 232 amino acids. Lineage: Eukaryota; Metazoa; Chordata; Lepidosauria; Squamata; Lacertidae.
UGGCCGUGGCUCUUCGCUUUCGGGCAACGCGAGCCACUCAUUUGUCAGGCGCGGAGUCGUCCGGUGGGUCUGUGGCUGCUGCUCGCGGGCUGACUGACUGAGGGGAGGAGGAGGAUGGCCUGCGCUCGGAGCCCUUUCCUGACCUCCUGCGCCUUCCUGGCGCUCUUUCUCCUGGUGCCUGGCGGUUUCUGUGAAGACUGCAUAGAAUACACCAAUUUUAAUGGAAUUCUGAUAUCAGCAAUAUCUUGUCCAGAAUUCUGCUGUGGAACUUGCAACAACCGAUAUUGCUGCUCAGACGACAUGCUAAGAUUGGUUAAAUAUGAGCAACUUGUAUGUGAUCCAGAAAGGUCAGAAUCAGAUAUCGAAUUUGAGAUGUACAAAUCGAACGACUUUGGCAUCGACUCUCAUCCCAGCGGGACUGUCAUAGCUGUUGGUGUUUCCAUAUUCGUACUGUUUGUGGUGACCAUCAUUUUCUGCUUCACCUGUUCAUGUUGCUGCCUGUAUAAAGCAUGCCGAAGACAACCACGGCCUGUUGUGACCACAACUACAGCCACAACUCUGGUGCAGGUGCCAUAUCCUCAGCAGCCUGGGAUGCCACCACAAGGUUACCCUGUAGGGAUGUAUCAAGGAUAUAAUCCUCUGCCAGUACAACCGCAGCAGGGGAUGCCAGCAGCACCCUACCCAACACAGUACCCUCCACCUUACCCCACACAGCCUGCAGGACCACCACCUUACCAUGAAACCAUGGCAGCUGGAGCUCCUGCAGUUCAGCCACCUUAUAACCCAGCAUACAUGGAUCCUCCAAAGCAUUAACUUCAAAUGGAUUUACUGCUCUGUAUCUGCGCAGAAGCCUUUUCAAACAGAAUCUAUAUUGUGGCAUACUUUCUUAAAAUACUACUCUGAUGCAGGUGGGGUAGAAACCCUGACAGUGUUUGUUUGCCUUUUAAUGCCUUGAACACCACAAGAAAGAAAGAAAAAAGAUCUAUCACCUGGAUUUGUUUUCCUAUAUAUCAAUUUAAAUUGUUGAUAGUGUCUUAAAAAGACAACUUCAGAGUAGGAGUCAUGGAUAUGCCAUACAAUAAUUUGAAUUCUAGUGAAAGGGAGUCGUUGAUAAGACGAGUAGCAACAAGUGUCUGCUACCAUGAUUUUGCCAGUAAUUGUUGAUGCUUAUAAAAUGAGAGGUGUACCUCAACAAAAUCAGUGUAAAACUGGAUAUACUUUUUCCAGUUAACUAUUGCAAAGUAAGAUCUAAUGAAAAGAAGUAAGAGAAAUAGUACUGAGUAGAAUGUUUUGGUUUUUUGGCAAGAAAUAGUGUAAGUUGUUAAAGAAAACUUUUCUGUAUUUGUGCAGCAAUUGCAUAGUCAUUUGCUUCAUUAUGCUUUCACAGUUUUAAUUUCAAGCAUGUCAGUUUCAUAGGUAACUUUCCUCUGUCUAAUAUUCCAGUUUCUCCUUUCCUCAAAACAACAACAGCAACAACAACAACCAAAAGUAUUGUACCACUGCAUGAACAUGGUUGAAUGAGAUCAUUAAUCAUCUUAACAUGUCAGACCUGCAGAACAAUGUUAGGCUUAGUAGAAGAGCUGGAUAUAAAUACAUAAAUAUUGUAUUCUCCUGUUCUGAUCCUAAUGUUCCUGUUGAGAGUGCCAGCCAAACAUGCCUUCCUCCGUGUAUAAGGAAGCUUAGGCAUUCCACUCUGCCUCUCCUUUUCAUUAUUUUUCCUAUCUGGCAGUUCAACAUUCCAUGGGUACUGAGCAUGCUCAUAAGGAAACUCCUACAGCAUCAGACCAAAGACUUGUCUAGCACAGCAUUUUGUUUUCUGUAACCAACCAAAUGCCUAUGGGAAGGCCACAAGCCACAGUAGUAUUCUCCCACUCAUGAUAGUGCAGGAACUGGUAUUCUGAGGUAUACUGUCUCUGAUGCUGGAGGUAAUAUAGCCAACAUGGCUAGUUGCCUGUUAUUUUCUCUAUAAAUCUUUCGAAUGCCCCUUCAGAACCAUUUAUUUUCUUUAUUUGAAGGUGCUUAACAGUGCAGUACUCUCCAUACAUACUUGGAAGUAAGUCUCCUGGAGAGCAAUGGGCUUUUAACUCCCAGGUAGUAUAGGAUUGCACCUUAAAUAGACUAACAGAAAUUUGCUUCCAGCUCUUAAUGGGUUUCUGUGCCUGCCUGCAUCUAUCCAUGUACCAAAACCAUCACAAACCACUGUCAGAAUUGCUUUCGCUGUGAAGGAGAAAUGUAAAGAGGAGGCGACCUGUUUUUGGAGCUGCAGUUUCUCAUUGCGGAUUGCUUCUAUGUAGUUAUAAGUUGGGAGUCCCUGCAUUUCUCUAUGUGAGCAACCAAUGCUUUGAGGAGUGCUACUGUGAUCUUUAUACCUUCUUAAACAUCUUUAUAUAGUUCUUUCUGUCGCAUUUUCCUAUUCAAGAAUUUUCUGGUAACAUGACUAAGGCAGCAUCUAUCCUCCUCUAUAAUUACAUUUCACAAAACUCUUAGCAGCUACCUUGUAAUCCAAAAGAUGUAAUUUAGGACAUGUCACUUUCUGAAGAAGACUUCUGUUGCUCCCCUUCAUUUCUAGCAUGAAUAUGCACUCUCCCUUAAAAUAUAUCUGGAAUGUACAAGGUGAGGCAGGAAAAGUAUACUGAACACACACACACA